Pristis pectinata (smalltooth sawfish) is the source of this 4039-nucleotide messenger RNA. It is a transcript of the gene atosa, whose product is annotated as atos homolog A. Bases 808 to 3561 code for a protein of 917 amino acids. NCBI's taxonomy places the organism in Eukaryota, Metazoa, Chordata, Chondrichthyes, Rhinopristiformes, Pristidae. The transcript has 13 exons. The record is from RefSeq and is a predicted model, not a curated record.
GGAGGCGGCGAAGUGACAAGAGGGUCGGGACAGUCCGUCAGACAGAGACUGGGGAGGAGGGGAGGGGGGCAGGUCGCCGCUGGAGGUGCCCCCCGCACUGACACACCGUCCUCCCCGGCACCGCAUUAACCGCUCUGAGAUUCCCACCCCUGGGAGAGGGGGGGUGGCCCCCGGUGACAUCUCGGCGGUGAGGCGAGGAGGGGGCCGCCGGGGCUGACGCUGGGGGAGGGAGGAGUGAGGGGGGGGGCUCGUCAGUUCACACCUCGCCCUCCUCUCCCCCGCCCCCCCUUACCCUUCACUCCCUCCUAUCCUGAGGCUCGGAGUUGGGACUGCGGGAAGAGCCGGGUUCGGCGGCUGCAUCAACUCCGGAGGAAGCCGGACGGCGGCCGAGGGACCGGCUGCCACCGCCGACCAUGAAGUCAGACCGAGCCAGCAAGAUGGGGUAGACAGGACUAUCAACUAUCAUGAACUCCGACACAGUGCUAUUAUACAUUAAGUUCAUAAAGAAGAUCACGCUGAAGUAGAAUGGAUAAUGGACAUUGUUUCUGUUCUUAACAUGAUACAAUAGAUGAGUACUUUGAAUAUGAAGCAGAGGAGUUUUUGCUUUCCCUGACCUUGUUGAUCACAGAGGGUCGUACACCAGAAUGCUCAGCAAAAGGUCGUACAGAAGGGUUUCAUUGCCCUCCAGCACAGCUUGGACAGUCCUUAAGUACAAAGCACGAAUGCACUGAAAAAGUGCCACAGUGUUAUCAAGCCAGAAGGACUAGAUCUCAGGUUUUGGUUCUGUGGAGGAAUAAUAUUUCCAUCAUGGUUGAAGUGAUGUUGCUUCCUGACUGUUGCUAUAGUGAUGCUGAUGGUCCAUCCACAGAGGGGAGUGAUAUAAAUGACCCUGCUAUCAAACAGGAUGCUUUGCUGCUGGAAAGGUGGUCUUUACAGCCAGUGCCCAAACAAACUGGAGAUCGUUUUAUUGAAGAGAAAAGCCUUCUGCAGGCUGUCCGUUCUUAUGUCUUUUUUUCUCAGCUGAGUGCUUGGCUGAGUGCAUCACAAGGUGCUGUUCCACGUAAUAUUCUGUACCGGAUAAGCGCAACUGAUGAAGAUAUGUUGCUAAAUUUUACCCAGCCCCCAGUUGAACAUGUGUUUCCAGUUCCAAAUAUUUCACACAACCUGGCUUUGCGAGUGAGUGUACUAUCCCUGCCUAGGCAACCGAGUUACCCUUUGCUGACAUGCAGUAUUCACACCAACUUCAGUUUCUUUGGGAAAAAUAUCCCCUGUCAAGAAAAGGAUGCUUAUCAGCGUACUAAUGUAAAAGAGCAAGACUACUGCAACAUGCCAGGAGUACAACAGAAGUACAGUAAGCAAGCAUGCACUGCCAUUCGAAACCAUGAAUUGUUGCCAACAAGUUCAGUCAAUGUAAGAAAAUGCCCUUCUCCUGAGAUCUUGGAAACAAGCAAGUGGGAAACAUUAAGUGAUAAUGACAAAAUAUCUGAUAUCAGAAGUUCACAGCCUAAGGCUCAGACUUGUAAUUGGACAAAUACUGCUGAAAUAACUAAAGUACAUCCCUAUGAAACCCAUACAGUCAAAACAUUAAAGUCAUUUUCUGUGACGGAUUCCAAUCAAACCAGCAGUCCAUCUACUCAAAUUUCUUCAGGUGAGAUGAACCCUUUGAUAGGAAGCUUGCUUCAGGAAAGGGAAGAAGUGAUUGCACGAAUUGCCCAACAACUGAGUUAUUGUGAUCAAAAUCCUCCAUCUAUUUCUGGAAGCCAUUUUAAUAUCGUACAAGAGUCAAGUUCAACAAGUGCAAAACUACUGCAGAGCUCUUUUGAAGAGGAAAGCCCAAGAAGUUCUGGAAAAGAGACUCUUUGUAGUUCUGCCACCCACAGUGAAAGUAGUUUCUUGGAAAACAAAAAAACGAGCAGAAUCUCUUCUCAACAUACUCCAGUCAUGUUAUGUAGAAAGGCUAAACUUGACAAUGAUAAAACAGCUUCCCCAAAGCCACAGACACGAAGAAAACUAUUUCCAGCAGAUUCUUUUACUGAUACCAUUGGCAAAUCUGAAACAAAGCAUCCUGCUGAAAGAACUGUAAGUAAGCAUGGUAAAGCAGAACUGUCACAAAUCAAUUACGUAGGUAAAGUGAACUGGAAGUGCCCAGUGUCUGGCAACACUGUAAUUGACAAAAAAUCUAAAAUUGAGUCAUCAUGUUCUGGUUCCUUCCAUAAGAACAUUGUGAACUCUACAGAUAAUUCUGAACUAAAUCUACAUACCCCUCCUAUACAUCAUGAUCCUUCAGAACUUGAUAAUGCGAGUACAUUUAAUAGAGACAAAUCAGACUGUUCCUUUGACUCAGGCACUUGUACUGAAAAUGGUGUCAACAAUGCAAAAAAUAAGCCAGUUAGUAUAGAAUGCUCAUGUACCUGGCAUUCAGACUCUGUAGAUUGUAGCAAGUUUGGGUCUAAAAGUGAAUGGAAUAAAUUGAAUAGUUCUGGUGAUGACCGUUCUGGCACAAUAAAAACAAAUGAAACUGUCAGUUCAAAAAAGGGAGACCAAGAAAAAAUUGACUUGCAGACCCAGAGCUGUGAUUCAUCACAAUGCUUACGUAAUUCAUCAUUGCCAAGGAGACUUAAUGGAGACUGCAGAGAAAGACCUGGAGAAUCUCAAAUGCAAACUAAGAGUUUUUCAAAAUCUCCACUGAGACCUUCUGGUAACUUUUGGAAGAAACAAAAUCGCCGUUCAUUAGAUGGGAUCUCAACAAAAGUUUUCCAUCCAUGUACUGGAUUACCCUUGCAUUCAAGUCCUGUUCCACCAAGAAAAAAACAAUCGGGAUACUUUGACCUGGACACUUCAUUGCAAAGACUAAAAGGGGUACCUUGCAAAAGCCAGAGGAAGUACUUAAGACAAGAGAAUGAUGCUGACCAAGGGAAGCAGCAGCUGAGUGUUAGUGCUCCACCCGCAACUAGUCUAAGCCUGCUUGGAAACUUUGAGGAAUCUAUCUUGAAUUUCCGCUUGGAACCUUUAGGAGCAGUUGAUGGUUUCACAGCCGAGGUGGGAGCAAGUGGAACAUUCUGUCCCAGUCACAUGACUCUUCCAGUUGAGGUGUCGUUCUACAGUGUCUCUGAUGAUAAUGCACCAUCACCCUACAUGGGUGUGAUUAAUUUGGAAUCCUUGGGAAAACGAGGCUAUCGAGUGCCUCCUUCAGGAACAAUACAAGUGACCUUAUUCAAUCCGAACAAGACGGUGGUUAAGAUGUUUGUGGUGAUUUAUGACUUGAGAGAGAUGCCAGCCAAUCACCAGACAUUCCUACGACAGAGGACGUUUUCUGUUCCUGUGAAACGUGAAACUGUUGGACAUGCCAAUAAAGAAAACAUAAUCCAGACUGAAGAAAGGAUACUUCGCUACCUCGUACACUUGAGGUUCCAGAGUUCAAAAUCUGGGAAGAUCUACCUCCACAGAGAUGUCAGACUCCUUUUCUCUCGAAAGUCAAUGGAAGUUGACAGCGGUGCUGCGUAUGAAUUAAAAUCUUAUACGGAGUUUCCAACAAAUCCUCACUUUUCAGCACGAUGUUAGUAACCUUUGUAUUGGUUAGGACUUUUUUCUGUUUUUUUUUCUGGAGAAUGGCACAUGUUCAGCUAAUUCAUGGAAAUAAAAUAAUGCACAAUACAUAAUUGUGAGAAAUUAUUGGUACUAGUCUUUUAGAACCCCAGCACCUAUUAGACAGUGGGCCAGUCUUGUGUAAGUGUUUUGAAUAAAAUCCCUUGUACUUAAGGCAAGCCGUAGACUGGAAUGAAAACCAUGUUGUCCUGAUAUUAUCUGUACUGUUACAAUGGAAGUCACAAACCACUUUAUUGGAUGUGUUGCAAUAGUAAAAACAAGAAGUAGUUUAGUGUUGAAACAUAUUAUUUUAUUUGUCUUUUAUUUAAUAUUUAAAUUAAUGUUUCACUUAUUGGACAGAUAAUUUGUCCUGUUUAGUGUUAUAUAGCAUAAAAUUCUCUAUGUAAAAUCAUACUCUGUAUUUUUUUGACAUGGUUAAUACUCAAAUAUACAA